Plectropomus leopardus (leopard coralgrouper) is the source of this 1738-nucleotide messenger RNA. It is a transcript of the gene dipk1ab, whose product is annotated as divergent protein kinase domain 1Ab. NCBI's taxonomy places the organism in Eukaryota, Metazoa, Chordata, Actinopteri, Perciformes, Serranidae. The record is from RefSeq and is a predicted model, not a curated record.
GCCGCCGAUCAGUCAUGUUUUACAUCUGGAGCAUUUCCAGGGUUUCAGUCCGAGAGGCGUUUCCUGACACCGUGUGAAGUGUGCGCAGAAUUUCUCCCUCCAACAGCUUUUGUGAGAUGUUCUUCAUCUGCCAUGGCGAGAGGUCUGUUUCCAUGGGGGCUCUUCAGAAAGCCUCUGUACAUCCAGGCCAAAUUUUCCUACCUGCACAUGAAGUACCUGUUCUUCUCGUGGCUGGCGGUGUUUGUGGGGAGCUGGAUCGUGUACGUAGAGUACUCGUCCUACACGGAGCUGUGUCGAGGGCACGACUGCAAAAAUUCGAUAUGUGACAAAUACAGAAAGGGGGUGAUCGACGGCUCGGCCUGCAGCAGCCUGUGUGAGAAAGACACACUUUACCUGGGGAAGUGCUUCAGCGCCAAACCCAACAGCCAGGUGUACUCUGGGAGCUGGGGAGACCUGGAGGGAGUCAUUAAGUGCCAGAUGGAGGAGGCUCCUCAUUACGAUUUGGGAAGUGAGAUGGAGCCCAGGAAGGAGGCCGCGGCCUUCAACAAGCCCACAAAGGGAACGUCUGUGGAGAAGUUCAGAGAGAUGAUCGUCAGCCACCUAAAGGCUAAAGUCGGGGAUCAGGCUAACCUCGCGGACCUGGCGACGCAGGUGUUGUCUAUAACGGACGCCAACAAGGACGGCCACAUCUCGCUGCCGGAGGCGCGCUCCACGUGGGCUCUGCUGCAGCUCAACGAGUUCCUGCUGGCGCUGGUCCUGCAGGACCGAGAACACACGCCCCGGCUGCUGGGCUUCUGCGGGGACCUGUACGUGAUGGAGAAGGUGCCGUACUCGCCGCUGUACGGGAUCAGCCUCCCCUGGAUCAUCGAGGUGUGGAUCCCUGCAGGUCUGCGCCGCAGCAUGGACCAGUGGUUCACCCCCUCCUGGCCGCACAAGGCCAAGAUCUCCAUCGGACUGCUCGAACUGGUCGAGGACGUUUUCCACGGCACGUUUGGCAGCUUCCUCAUGUGCGACGUGAGCGCCACCAGCUUCGGCUACAACGACCGCCACGACCUGAAGGUCAUGGAUGCGCGGUACAUCGUCCCCGAAGCCAUCUUCCAAGAAAGCAUCAGGCAGCAGCGCUGCGACGUGGACGAGGACUGUCUCUACGGCGCAGACUGCCUCACUUCCUGCGACCUCACCAAGCACCGCUGCACCACAGAGGUCACCAGGCCGAACCUCGCCAAAGCCUGCGAGGCGCUCAAGGACUAUACUCUGAGAGGAGCGCCGUCCGACGUGAGGGAGGAGCUGGAGAAGCAGCUGUACGCCUGCAUCGCACUGAAAGGGACGACAGAGCAGAUGGAGAUCGAGCACUCGUUAAUCCUGAACAACCUCAAGACUUUGUUGUGGAAGAAAAUCUCUCACACGAAAGACUCCUAAUCAAAAAAUAACGAAGCACAAAGGCCGAGUUUUCAAAUUCAACACCGGCCGCUCUUUUCACUGUGGAACCAUAAGUAUCCCCAAAUAUCCAUGCGCACGUGUAACUGAUGUUUCAUCCCGAAACGGUUGUUAACGAAUGUUUCUUUCAUAACAAAUCAUAUCCAGUAAAUCUUCAAAUAAAAGCCUCGACCCUUUUACAGAAAUAAAGGCCUGUUUCAAUUAGAGGCUCAGUGUCGUUACCAUGCGGCUCAUUUUUAUCACAGAUCUGCGGACGUAUAAAACCUGCUGGAGUUAACGACGGUUAGCUGCUUAGAUCACA